Odobenus rosmarus divergens (Pacific walrus) is the source of this 1504-nucleotide messenger RNA. RefSeq names its product wingless-type MMTV integration site family, member 4 (gene WNT4). The coding region runs from base 36 to 1091 and encodes 351 amino acids. The record is from RefSeq and is a predicted model, not a curated record. Gene Ontology annotation, molecular function: frizzled binding; cytokine activity. The transcript is spliced from 5 exons. Gene Ontology annotation, cellular component: extracellular region. NCBI's taxonomy places the organism in Eukaryota, Metazoa, Chordata, Mammalia, Carnivora, Odobenidae. Gene Ontology annotation, biological process: cell fate commitment; multicellular organism development; canonical Wnt signaling pathway.
GCCGCUGCCCGGGGCCGGGCGCCCGCGGCGGCACCAUGAGUCCCCGCUCGUGCCUGCGUUCGCUGCGCCUCCUGGUCUUCGCUGUCUUCUCGGCCGCCGCGAGCAACUGGCUGUACCUGGCCAAGCUGUCCUCGGUGGGGAGCAUCUCAGAGGAGGAGACGUGCGAGAAGCUCAAGGGCCUGAUCCAGAGGCAGGUGCAGAUGUGCAAGCGGAACCUGGAGGUGAUGGACUCGGUGCGCCGUGGCGCUCAGCUCGCCAUUGAGGAGUGCCAGUACCAGUUCCGGAACCGGCGCUGGAACUGCUCCACGCUCGACUCCCUGCCUGUCUUCGGCAAGGUGGUGACACAAGGGACUCGGGAGGCGGCCUUCGUGUACGCCAUCUCUUCAGCAGGUGUGGCCUUUGCGGUGACGCGGGCGUGCAGCAGUGGGGAGCUGGAGAAGUGUGGCUGUGACCGGACAGUGCACGGGGUCAGCCCGCAGGGCUUCCAGUGGUCGGGAUGCUCGGACAACAUCGCCUACGGCGUGGCCUUCUCCCAGUCCUUCGUGGACGUGCGGGAGAGAAGCAAGGGGGCCUCAUCCAGCCGCGCCCUCAUGAACCUCCACAACAACGAGGCCGGCAGGAAGGCUAUCCUGACACACAUGCGGGUGGAGUGCAAGUGCCACGGGGUGUCGGGCUCCUGUGAGGUAAAGACGUGCUGGCGAGCCGUGCCGCCCUUCCGCCAGGUGGGCCACGCACUGAAGGAGAAGUUCGACGGCGCCACAGAGGUGGAGCCGCGCCGUGUGGGCUCCUCCAGGGCGCUGGUGCCGCGCAACGCACAGUUCAAGCCGCACACUGACGAGGACCUGGUGUAUUUAGAGCCCAGCCCGGACUUCUGUGAGCAGGACAUGCGCAGCGGCGUGCUGGGCACGCGGGGCCGCACGUGCAACAAGACGUCCAAGGCCAUCGACGGCUGCGAGCUGCUGUGCUGCGGCCGCGGCUUCCACACGGCGCAGGUGGAGCUGGCCGAGCGCUGCAGCUGCAAGUUCCACUGGUGCUGCUUCGUCAAGUGCCGCCAGUGCCAGCGGCUGGUGGAGCUACACACGUGCCGGUGACCGUGGUGGCCCGCCGGUGACCACCCCGCGGCCCACCGAAGGCCGGUAAUUUAAACAGCCCCCCGCACCUACCCCAAAAGAUACUGGUUGUAUUUUUUGUUUUGGUUUGGUUUUUGGGUCCUCAUGUUAUUUAUUGCUGAAACCAGGCGGGCGGCCCCAAGGGCACCAGCCAGGGCCUCUCCGAAGCCUGGGCCUUCGUGGCUGCCAUUGACCAAAGGGACCUUGCUCGUGCCUCUGGCUGUCCACAUGCGGCCGCUGCUGACCACGUGGGUGUUAGCCCUGUUUUUCUACUCGCAGACUUGAGCAGGGUAACAAGGAGUGUUCGCCACGUGCCCCCUGACCCUGCCAUCUAGGGAAGGAGGUGGCCCUAAGGCAGGGGGAAACCGGCGCCAUCUUGAUGAACUUGCACCCCU